Molecule: messenger RNA, 1974 nt
Organism: Magallana angulata
Lineage: Eukaryota; Metazoa; Mollusca; Bivalvia; Ostreida; Ostreidae
Exons: 12
Coding region: 97-1185 (362 amino acids)
Cellular component (GO): cytoplasm
Molecular function (GO): cysteine synthase activity
Source: RefSeq, a predicted model, not a curated record
UUUUCAUCGGGAUCGGAGUGCGAGGAUAAAAAUGUCGUCUUAAAAUUUCGAGAGUCGUGAGAGACCCAUUUUGAAAAAGUUGCAAACGUUUAUGGAAUGUCGGUCGGAAAGCAGAUAUUAACUGCACCAGUUCGGUUGCUGAGGAGGAAAUCUGACUUUGCUCAAUAUUCAUCGGAUUCCAUCAGAAAUGGAUUACUUGGGAUGGUUGGAAGAACACCUCUUGUGAGAAUAAAUAAACUUAGUGAUGAAACUGGUUGUGAGAUAUUGGCCAAAGCUGAGUUCUGCAAUGGAGGUGGAUCAGUGAAAGACCGAGCUGCAUACUUCCUAAUUAAAGAUGCUGAAGAAAAAGGGCUCUUAAAACCUGGAGGGACGGUAGUAGAGGGUACAGCAGGAAACACUGGGAUAGGGCUGGCACACAUGUGCCUGGCGAAGGGCUACAGGUGUGUCAUCUUCAUGCCAAAUAACCAGUCCAAGGAGAAAAUUGAAUGUCUUCAGACUCUUGGAGCUGAAGUUUAUCCUUGCCCUGUAAAACCUUGGACUGAUCCUGAUAACUAUAAUCACCAGGCUGCUAGAUAUGCACAGAGUUUGGAGAAUGCAGUGUGGACAAACCAGUUUGACAACACAGCCAACAAAAGAGCCCACAUUGAAACAACAGGACCUGAAAUCUGGCAGGAAACUAAUGGUAAAGUGAAUGCUGUUGUGUUUGGCACUGGAACUGGGGGGACGUUGGCAGGAGUGGGCACUUACCUCAAAGAUAAAAAUAAAAAUGUCCAGGUGUUUCUAGCAGAUCCCCAGGGAAGUGUGUUAUAUAACUAUAUAAAAAAUGGAAAACUUGAGCGAACCCCUGGGGAUUCCAUAACAGAGGGCAUUGGCCAAGGACGUGUCACUCAAAACUUGAAAGACGCACCAAUCGAUGACGCUCUGGCAAUUAAAGAUGUGGAUGCUGUGGAAUGGACCUUCAGACUUCUCCAUGAGGAGGGAUUCUUCGUGGGUGCAUCUACAGGACUGAAUAUAGCUGCUGCCAAACAAGUGGCUGAGUUAAUGGGGCCAGGCCACACCAUUGUCACCUGUCUGUGUGAUACAGGCCAGCGUUACUAUGGAAAAUUGUAUAGUAGAAAGGUUCUUCAGGACAGAGGUUUGCUGGAUGCCGUGCCCGAGCCGUAUCGUAGGUCUUUGCACGACUAACACGACGGUCAUUUUUCAACUCCUCGUGGAACUGGUGGUCUUCAGACCAUGUAUUCGAGACCGACAACGUGAUAACUCAGCAAUACUCUUCCAAUCGAACAUAAGUGAUUCAAUUUAGAUUCUUUUAAAGUAUACACAGGAUUUGUAACCCAUAAACUAAAAUUAAGAUUUUGUUAAUAAGCACAUUAGUAGCUUGUGUAUGUCUUCAAAGGACAUGUAACGGUGAUUAUUUUGUUUCUAUGAGUGAAAGGAAUAUUUUUCACGGUUAUGCAAACAACCUAUGCUGCUGAUAAGCGUAAAAUAUACGCCUAUUGUUUUUCCUGGUCAAAUAUGAUAUUUGAUUAUUUUUGUGCCAUGCUGAUAUACUUUUCAAUCUUCGGUGCUAAUGUUAAAAUUACUAUUAAGAUGUUACGAACAUCCGAUCAUGUAGCAAGAUGAUAGUAAUGUGGUAGUAGCAUGAUCCGAAUUGACUAUACUAGCAUUUUUUAAUUAAAUUUUGGCGAUAUCACAAGUGUUUAUGAUCCACUCAUACAUAUUUUGUAAUUAAAAAAAUCACAAUGGAACACUGGUUUUAAUUUAUUUUAUUUUUGACAUGAAUUAGGAUUGUCCUUGCGCUGCAAAACAAAGACGAGUUUCUCGUAAAAUUUGGUAACUACGAAACGGGGCCUUGACAUUCGGGGCAUCGUUGGAAGCGUGCUAGUUAACGGUCUCGCAUACAAACCGUGGGCUUACUUGCUGAUUAGUUUUUAUAUACUAGUACAAAUGUAAAUACAUAUAUAUAUAUAUUUA